Messenger RNA from Girardinichthys multiradiatus, 3676 nucleotides. It is a transcript of the gene ythdf3, whose product is annotated as YTH N(6)-methyladenosine RNA binding protein 3. Gene Ontology annotation, molecular function: mRNA binding; N6-methyladenosine-containing RNA reader activity. Bases 833 to 2728 code for a protein of 631 amino acids. Gene Ontology annotation, cellular component: cytoplasm. Gene Ontology annotation, biological process: mRNA destabilization. The record is from RefSeq and is a predicted model, not a curated record. Lineage: Eukaryota; Metazoa; Chordata; Actinopteri; Cyprinodontiformes; Goodeidae. The transcript has 4 exons.
AGUAGACAGAUGCCUGUAAGCCCCCAGGAAGCUGUCCUUUUGCUAUCAGUUAGUAUGUGAGAUAGUAGGCUGAGUGACUGAAACAACACCGUAAAGAAAGGAUAAAAAGCAGAAGCAGGAAAGUUUACAUGUGUUUGUGACUGUCAUGUGAAGCGUUAGUUUGUAACAUGACUCAAAGCGUCACAGGCGGAAGGUCACGGAGCAACAGAACGGAACGGAAGCGGGAGUAAAGAGCCUAUCCGCCAUUGUGGAUUAUGGUCGGGGAUAUUCCAGUCACUUUCAGAUUGACUGAUCUAACAAUACUCGCUGACGUGCUGAUUAACGCCUUCUCAUCAGCAGACACAGAGUCGCCUGAAGCAGCUGGAAGAGGCUGGUCGUCGUCAGCUCUUAACCCCGGCAGCGGAAAAACGCCGCCUUGAAAACGUCCACGGAGUGAUUGGACGAGAAGGAGCGACGAACCAGGAAAGCAAGCACCGAAGUGCAGAAACAGAGACGAGCAAGCAGGGGGGGGGAGAGAGAAGCCGCGGACAGUCUGACAAACAGCGAGCAGUUUCGGUUCCUGGAGGAUGUCUGCGACCACAGUCGAUCAGGUUCGUGUAGCUGUGCUGAAAGCUAGCUUUGAAGGCGAAAUAAAACUUUACGGACUGCAGUUUGACGGGUUUGCUGUACCCAAUCAAACAGGCAACAAAGUAUGAUAUGUGGUGGUUGUUAGCUGAAAGGUAGGCCGACUGUACUGCCAACCUACACCGGCUGCAGCCGGUUGCCAAUGCGGCACCGUUUACUGCUUGUCAGAGCGUUUGACAUCCGGUUAGUAAGACGAAGCAACCUGUAAAUGCUAACAUCCGGGCAGAAGCUCUUACUUCGGUGCUAUAUUUGUAGGAUUCAUCCUGCCCUGUUGGUGUGUUUUAAUGUCUCCUGCUGUUAUCUCUUGUUGUUUCAGAGAACCAAAGGACAAGGAAAUAAAGUGCAAAACGGAUCCAUGCAUCAAAAGGAUGGUGUGAAUGAUGAUGAAUUUGAGCCUUAUCUAAGCGGCCAGACAAAUCAGAGUAACAGCUAUCCACCAAUGUCAGAUCCUUACAUGCCCAGCUACUAUGCUCCAUCCAUUGGUUUUCCUUAUUCUCUGGGAGAGGCUGCUUGGUCCACAGCUGGAGAUCCACCCAUGCCCUACCUUACUACCUAUGGACAGAUGAGCAAUGGGGAGCCGCACUUUAUCCCUGAUGGUGUUUUCAGCCAGCCGGGAGCCCUAGGAAACACCCCUCCCUUCCUCGGGCAGCAUGGCUUCAACUUCUUUCCUGGUAGUGCAGACUUUUCUACCUGGGGUACCAGUGUCUCUCAGGGUCAGUCAACUCAGAGCUCAGUCUACAGUAACAGCUAUGGCUACGCCCCCAGCUCAUUGGGUCGGGCAAUAACAGAUGGACAGGCAGGCUUUGGAAGUGACUCCCAGGUCAGUAAGGUCCCAGUGCUGAACAGCAUUGAACAGGGUAUGACUGGGCUAAAACUGGGUGCAGACAUGGUGGCAGCUGUCACUAAAAGCGUUGGCUCCCCAGUAGGAGGCACAGUGGGCAUGAACAGUACGGCAGCCAAUAAUCUCCCUCCAUCUGUCAACUCGUCUGCACCCAAACCCGCCACUUGGGCAGCAAUCGCCAAGAAGCCAGCAAAACCCCAGCCCAAGGUCAAACCCAAAGCCAACAUGGGGAUGGUGGGUGGCGCCACCAUUCCCCCACCCCCUAUUAAGCACAAUAUGAACAUUGGUACCUGGGAUGAUAAGGGCUCUUUAAACAAACCCCAGUUAGCUCAGACUAUGAUGCCCCCGCAACCUUUGGUGCAACCGUCACUCAUAGCUCAGCCCCAGCCCUUACUGCAGAACCCCUUGCCCCCUCAACCUCAACACCAACCCCAGCAUCAACACCAACCCUUCCAACUCCAGUCUAUCCAAUCACCCCAACACCCCCAGCCUCUGCCCCACGGCCCUCCCCACCUACACCUCUCUUCCCAACCUGGUCUCCAACAGCACCUUCAUCAACAACAACCUCAGCAGCUUGGCCCACCCCCCAACCGUUGGGUUGCCCCCAGGAACCGUGGUGAGGGCUUUGGCCUUGGUGGCGGAGUUCCACUGAGUGCCUCCCCUUGCUCCGGAGAAGUUCACCCUGUGCUGGAGAAACUCCGUACUAUCAACAACUACAACCCCAAAGACUUUGACUGGAGCUUGAAAAAUGGACGUGUUUUCAUUAUCAAGAGCUACUCAGAAGAUGACAUCCACCGUUCAAUCAAGUACUCUAUCUGGUGCAGUACAGAACACGGGAACAAGCGCCUGGACAGUGCUUAUCGUUCGCUGUGCAACAAGGGACCCUUAUACCUGUUGUUCAGUGUCAACGGCAGCGGGCACUUCUGCGGCAUGGCCGAGAUGCGCUCGCCAGUGGACUACAACGCCUACGCAGGCGUCUGGUCUCAGGACAAGUGGAAGGGCAAGUUUGAGGUGAAGUGGAUUUUCAUCAAGGAUGUGCCCAACAACCAGCUGCGUCACAUCCGGCUGGAGAACAAUGACAACAAGCCAGUCACCAACUCCAGGGACACUCAGGAAGUGCCUCUGGAGAAGGCCAAACAAGUGCUUAAAGUUAUUGCCACUUACAAGCAUACCACCUCCAUCUUUGAUGACUUUGCACAUUAUGAGAAACGUCAGGAAGAGGAGGAGGCUUUGAGGAAGGAGCGCAGCAGGAAUAAACAGUAACCUUCACGCAAGCCCUCUGCUAGAACCGCAACACUAACGAUGAAGGACCUUAAAUCAGAUUAGCCUAACCCCACGAUGGAGGGACUGUCGCGACCUGUCCUCCCAGGAUGACGAUGUAUCUGAACAGUUGAACGCGACAUUAGGUGGACUCAUCCUGUAUCCGUUGAUUGGUGCAACAGACUCCGUUUUCAUGUCUCUCAAGAAUAAGAGCGAAUCUAUUCGAAACUCUGUCUUUUAAGCACUUUCAGUCCUAAGCAGCGUCUGCCAAUACCCUUAACUAUCUAACUCUGUUUUUUAUUCGUUUUUGUUUGUGAGCUUCUAACAGAUUAACCAGAGAAGUCAUUGAUUUUACUUUGUGUUUUUUAUUUGAAUUUGCCUCAAAAUGUUUGGGAUAUUGGGGAUCUUGAUCUGGCCUUGAAGAGAAUUAAAGCUGUGGAAAAUUGCUCAGUUUGGAAUGAUCCAUCUGAUCCUCCCAGAUUGAGACUACUGAAAAUGACGGGUUUGGGAUGGAAUAAUUGGGAAUCGUACCAAUCAUAGGGUCUAACCUAUCUUUCCCCCUUUCUUUCUGCAUCUUUUUCUGUGUAUGAAAAGCUUAUGAUUAUGCAGCUGGCUGGUGAAAUGCCAGCUUAUGCACCUUUUGUGUUUUCUUACAAUCUUUUUUCUUGUGAUUCUGUCAUUCUGAAGUGCAUUUGUCUGAGGAGGAAAUCCACUGCUUUGCCAGAGUUAAGAGCUGGUGACUUUCUUUGCUCUGAUGUACUCUGUACUCCAGGCUCAGUCGGGCUGCCUGUGUUUAAAUAACUCGUUGAACUUUUUGGGAGAAACUGCACCGUCAGCUAAUCGACCACGGCAGAUUCACCCAAAAAACAACCAUCAACUGCAAAAAUGUGAUAGUUUUCUCCUCUUGGUAACUCAUUAGCUAAAUAAAAAAAUACUUAUGUUUAGCGCUAA